This is a messenger RNA of Prorocentrum cordatum, 1923 nucleotides long. NCBI's taxonomy places the organism in Eukaryota, Dinophyceae, Prorocentrales, Prorocentraceae. The record is from the annotation of a GenBank genome assembly.
AUGGUGGAGGUCCUCGAGCAGUGGCUGCAGAGCCCGCUGGGCGCGUCGCUGUGCUGCCGCUCCAGCGGGAGCGUGCCCAUCAUCGACGCGAUCAGCAUGUGCGCGGAGCUGUGCGAGCUUUCUGGAGGCUCCAUCGCGAGGCUGGCGGGCGCCGUCGGAGCGUGCCCGCCAGACGGCCCCGUCGCUGUGGACGCGGCGGGCCAGGCGGUGCGGCUCCGGUCCGUGUCCGAGCGCGUCCGGGCGGCGGCGGAGGGCCACGUCCUCGGGGCGCCGGGCGGCGGCGUGAGUCUCCUCGACCUGCUGGAGGCGGACUCUCUCGCCUCGGUUUUCCGCGGCGUGCCUGAGGCCACAGAGCGGCUGGAGGCGCAGGAGAACAGCAGCGGCCCGGCGGCGCACGCCCUCGGCGACGCCGAGCUCCGGGAGCCUGGCGCCGACGGCAGCGCGUCGACGCCGGAGAGCGCGUUCCGGACGCCCUCGCCCGGCAGCGAGCCAGAGACGUCGGGCUCGCCUUGCGCGCCGGGCGGCGCGCAGAGCUGCGGCGCCUCGCCCACGGGCCGCGGGGGCGCGGAGGCGGCCGCGGGAGGCCCGCCGCAGCUCGAGCACGCGCCCUGCUGGUCGGGGGCCGAUGGCCAGCAGCUCGCGCCGAUGUGCGGCGGCGUCGGCGGCCAGUGGCUCUGGUGCCCCCUGGUGCUCCCGGUUGAGGGCUCCCCUCAUGCCGCCGCCGCCGCCCUGCUGACGGGCGCUGCCGGCGCCCAGGACAUGCCCUUCGCAGGCGCGUCAGGGGAGGCUGGCGCCGCGGGCCCCACCCCGGGCGGCGACGACGUCUUCCCCCCAGGGUUUCCGGCGCAGCUCAGCCCUCGCCACGACGGCAGCGACGCGGAGGCCCUGGAGGCCAGCAGCCACAGCAACUCCUGCGGCCCCGACGACGAGCCCCGGGCAGCAGCCCUGCCGCACGGCGCGGGCGAUGGCGCGCCCGCCGCCCACUUUCGCCAGGGCCUCGGUGCCUCCUCGGAGCCGCCGUCCCUCCUCGGCCCAGCCUCGUUCGCCAGCGUCCCUGGCGAGGGUCAGUGGGUCUGGUUCCCUGCUGCUGGCGCAGACGCCUUCGAUCCCGCGUGGGGCUGGGAGGGCGACCAGUGGCCCGAGGCCAGCCCAGGGAAGCUCAAAGCCAGGUCCAAGCCAUGGUUCCCCAGUCGCCACGCCUGGGUCGUCAACGCGGCGCUGAAGACUUUGGAGAACCCGCCCUCCCAGCUGGCCGACAAGAUGGGACCAGAUGGGUCUGUGUCCAUCGGCGCCCUAUUCGCGGCGGACCCGCGGCUGGCGGAGUGGUGCUGGCAGAACCCGGCGCAGCUGGUCAGCGCGAUCAAGAAGACGCCCGAGUGCCACCAGUUCAUGACCGCCGACAAGGACAGGGCGACCGUCCGCGCGCUGCCGCUGGCGGAGCGCGUCCGCGUCCUGUGCGAGGACUACAUGCUUGAGCGGCAGCGGCACGUGGCUGGUCCCGCGCCCGUCUCGGAGCUGCUCCAGCACCCGCCAGUGCAGAGCCAUGUGGCGAGGAUGGGGGCGGGCGCCGCCGCCUCGUCGGACAGCGAGUACACCAACACCUCCUUGCUCGUCGUGCAGGCGCUGGCGGAGUCGGCGUUGCUGGAGCUCCUGGCGGAGGAGUCCGGCGAGCACUCCGUGGUGCUGCUGCCCCCUUCGGAGCCGCUGCGCACGGUGGUUAGGCCCCUCCUCGAGGGCGACGCGAAGCUAGUCUCUCUGCUGCGGAGCGAGGGCGAGCUCUCCCUGACGUAUCUGGCCGAGCAUCCCGCCGUUCGGAGGAUGUUGGAUCGCCUGCAGGUGUCCGACAAGCACUCCAUCCUGUCGUCCCUGCGGGCGGCCGUGGAGAGCAGCUGGAGGGCGUGGAGUUUGACGCGUCCGGGAUGA